AUUUUGGAAGGUAUUAAGUUAAUUUUAAUUUUGACUGUUUGGUUCAUUGUUGUCUCAUUAAAAGCAUACAUCUCUUACACCUAAUAAAUAAAACAACAAAAAAAUGACGAGGUAACUUGGAAGCGUUUCCAUGGACAACAAGAUGAAAGUAUGUGUCCAUGAGGCUGCAUGUAGUAUGUGUGUGUACCUGUGUGUACGUUUUUUCUUUUUGGACCUUGCAUCACUAAACUGCAGACGGCUUCUUUGCGGCUCCAGCCAUCUUUUCCGAGAGCAGACGACGACAGAGCGUCGAGGCGCUCCUUCCUUUAAGCUGUUAAAUAACUCAACCUUUAGGUUCACCUUUGGCCCAUCAAGUUUUCCCGGGUAGGAGAAGGAGGGGGGAGGCGACGCGCGUGACGAAUAACUCCCGAUGCUCUUGACAGGUGCGCUCUUGCUUUUUUGACGCCGACUGAGCAAAGACGGGAAUUGGACAUGGCCGGGUACAAGCCAAAGGUGAUCUCUCUGACCAAGAGGCCCGGUCAGACGUUCGGGUUCUACCUGAGGUUGGAGCACGGUGAAGAGGGUCACCUGAUCCGCUCCCUGGAAAUGGGAGGUCCGGCCGAGUUGUCCGGCAUGAAAGACGGGGACCGCGUCCUCCGAGUCAACGGCAAGUUUGUCGACGGGCUUUCCCACUCGGAGGUGGUGGAACUGGUGAGAAGCGGCGGGCCCACCGUCACCUUCCACACGCUGGACGAAGCUUCCUACAAGCUGGCCAAGACGCAGGGGGUGAACCUGGGCGAGCCCCAGCGCGCGCCGGCCGUCAACGGUGUGGGCCAGCGCGCUCCGAAACCGAGACUCUGCUACCUGGUCAAGUCCGGCUCCGGCUACGGCUUCUCUCUUCGCUCAGUCAAAGGCGAGCGGGGCGUGUUCGUGACGGAGGUGGUGCCGGGCGGCGUGGCCGACCGGGCCGGCGUCAACGCCGACGACCGUCUGCUGGAAGUGAACGGCGAGAACGUCGAGAGAGACACGCACGAGCAGGUGGUGGACAAGGUCAAAAUGGCGGGCGGGAGCCUGAUGUUCCUGUUAGUGGACGAAGAGACGGACCGCUAUUACCACAGCGUGAACGCCAAGGUGGACGCCCGCUUCGCCACGACCAGGUGCCUCCCUCACGAGCCCCGCAUCGUCCACUUGAGCAAAGCGCCCGGCGGCUAUGGCUUCCUGCUCAAGGAGGCGGAAAACAUGACAGGACACGUGAUCACGGAUAUAGACCGAGGCAGUCCGGCGGAGAAAGGAGGCCUCAGGGACAUGGACCGGCUAGUGGCUGUGGACGGCCGGCAGGUUGACGCGCGCACUCACGAGGAAGUGGUGGACGCCAUCAGGGAGAGUGGGAACAAAUGCUGCCUCCUAGUGGUGGACAAGGUCACUGACCUCAUGUACGCUCAGGGUAAAGCAUCACCGAUGCUCUUCUGGGAGGAAAAAAAGGACUCCGUUUAUCCGCCCAGUUACUCCGAGGCCACCACCUUCCCCGCCCUGUUCAAAACUCCUCCGACUGCUGAGGAGAGGAAGACGGAGGAAGGGGCGGAGCUCAAACCGAAGUUGUGUAAGAUGGAGAAGACGGCCGCUGGAUACGGAUUUCAUCUCAACGGCAUCCAGGGCGUGUUCGGACAGUACAUUAAAGAGGUGGUGAAAGGCGGCGCCGCCAGCUCGGCCGGCCUGGAGGACGACGACGUCGUGGUGGAGGUGAACGGGAAGAACGUGGAGCAGUGCACGCACGAGGAGGUGGUGGACAUGAUCCGCGGGACGGGCGAGUGGCUGGAGAUGCUGGUGGCCGCCAAGAGCGUCUACGAGAGGCUCAAGGCCAACGGGACGCCCGUCACGCGCCAGCUCCUCGGCGAGACGUCGCAAGCUCAAAUCCACAGCGAAGACCGGGAGGCGGCGCCGGCCAGGGAAAGGACCUCAUCUGUGUCAUCUGCUAGUAGUUUGGAUGAAAGACUUUAAGCAGUGACAAGGUGAAGUUAAACGUUCUUAUUACCUCACAAUCGUCAUCAAUGGACCGAAAAUCCCGGAAAAAAAAUACUCGUAAUUUAUUACACAUUUGACCUGUUUACAUGUAAAAUUGAACACAGCUCAGCUUUAAAUUUUUUUUGAUAAUCUUGUUGUACUCCCAGUAAUUACAUAUACA
Syngnathoides biaculeatus (alligator pipefish) is the source of this 2161-nucleotide messenger RNA. It is a transcript of the gene pdzk1, whose product is annotated as PDZ domain containing 1. Gene Ontology annotation, molecular function: protein-membrane adaptor activity; protein binding. The transcript has 8 exons. NCBI's taxonomy places the organism in Eukaryota, Metazoa, Chordata, Actinopteri, Syngnathiformes, Syngnathidae. The record is from RefSeq and is a predicted model, not a curated record. Gene Ontology annotation, biological process: protein localization to plasma membrane. Gene Ontology annotation, cellular component: apical plasma membrane. The coding region runs from base 472 to 1977 and encodes 501 amino acids.